Molecule: messenger RNA, 878 nt
Organism: Triticum dicoccoides
Lineage: Eukaryota; Viridiplantae; Streptophyta; Magnoliopsida; Poales; Poaceae
Product: short-chain dehydrogenase TIC 32, chloroplastic-like
Exons: 7
Source: RefSeq, a predicted model, not a curated record
ACCACCGGCCUCCCCCUCAACAUCCUCGUCAACAACGCAGGCGUAAUGGCGACUCCUUUCACCCUCUCAAAGGAUGGCAUCGAGAUGCAGUUUGCAACUAACCAUAUCGGGCAUUUUCUUUUGACACAUCUUCUGCUGGAGACCAUGAAGAAGACAUCUCGUGAAUCAAACGUGGAAGGAAGAAUUGUUAAUGUUUCGUCAGAGGGGCACAGGUUUGCAUACAAGGAAGGCAUCCGUUUUGCCAAACUGAAUGAUGAGGAAGAGUAUAGCACCAUCGCAGCAUAUGGGCAGUCAAAGCUUGCCAACAUUUUACACGCUAAUGAACUUGCCAGGAGAUUUAAGGAAGAGGGUGUGAACAUGACUGCGAAUUCUCUCCAUCCUGGAGUUAUCAUCACGAACCUUCUUCGCCACCACAGCAUCAUAGAUGUUCUGCAUCGGACGCUUGGUAAACUGGUGCUGAAGAACGCUAAACAGGGGGCUGCGACGCAGUGCUACGUGGCGCUGCACCCGGAUGCCAAGGGGGUGUCGGGCAAGUGUCUUUGAAGAACUUCAAAGAGGAAUGUCCAGGAGAUCUGAGUCGGAAGCCUUUGCCAUGUCUACCUUGAGGAUUAGCGCUUUUACCCGGUGGCGGUGCAAUGGUAUGAUAGAUGCUUGCACAAGCAUGAAGUUGUCCAUGAUCGAUCGUCCCCCAACGAAGGCACUUUAAUUAGGCGCGCGCAAUCAAAUUUGGCAGCCAAAAAGGGGAAAGCUAUGUAUGAGGACCUCGCCUUGGCAAGAAUUUUGGCAAAGCUGUGGAUUAAACUCAUAGGAUGAUAAUCCUGGAUAUCCGUACGUAGCUCCGUCGCACUUGGGGACGCGAGUGUUGAAAGCCUCAUUCA